AUUUAUAUAUCCUCAAAAACAUGUAACGCAUUCUUAGGAAUCGGAAGUUUCCGAAUUGCAUGCAAACCAGACCACCUGGGGUUUUUUCAUCCCCCAUCCAUUUCACGUUUUCUGUCCCCAACUCUCUCUCUCUCCUCUCUAGAGAGAGAAACAAACCCUACCAGAUCCAUCCAGAAACAUGAUAAUUUGUAGAUCAAACAAUCAAUUGUCUACACUUGUCUUCGUUACACUACUUGCCCUAGCUAUCGUUGCAGCUGUCUCGUACGCCUCCACCGGCCUCUCUCUCCUCUCUCUUCCCGCCUCACCAUUGUCAUGGCGAUGGCCUUCAUCAACCAACUUUAUUCCCUCCUUCAAUCUCAACCAAACGCCAUCAUCACCACCACCGUUAAACCCUAAAACCGCACUCUACUCCAUGUUCAAUUGUGAUUCGGAUUCGUGUAAGAAGCAGAAUGGGAAGAUGAACAAGUUGGUGAGUAAACUGAUUAAAGAACUUGAAGAUGAGACCAUGUUGAGGAGAAACAAGAAGAGGGACAAGAAGCUGGAGAAGGUUGAAGCCGAGCUCGCCGGAGCUAGGGUUGCGAUGAGAGAUGCCGCCGGAAAACGUAACAGUAGUUUAUCUUCUCCGCUUAAUGAUCCUGAUUAUGUUCCAAAUGGGAAUAUCUACAGAAAUGCUUACCUUUUUCACAGGAGUUACUUGCUUAUGGAGAAGCUAUUCAAAGUAUACAUCUAUGAAGAAGGAGAGCCACCCUUAUUUCACAAAGGCCCUACCUUUGACAUUUACUCCAUGGAAGGUGUCUUUCUAAACUUAAUAGAGAAAGACCCUAACUUUCGAAUAUCCGACCCAGAUCGAGCUCAUGUUUAUUUUCUCCCAUUUAGUGUCACCAUGAUCCUCAACUACCUUUUUGAUCCGGUCAUCCGAGAUAAAGCUGUCCUAGAGCGCGUUAUUGGUGAUUAUGUACACAUGGUUUCAUCAAGGUACCCUUACUGGAACCAAAGCCUAGGAUCCAACCAUUUCAUGCUAGCUUGCCAUGAUUGGGGGCCUAGAGCAUCAUGGUCUGUUCAUUCCUUAUAUUUCACGUCCAUACGACUACUAUGCAAUGCAAAUACCUCAGAGUACUUCAAUCCGAGAAAAGACGCAUCAAUCCCACAAAUCAAUCUUCAUCGAGGCGAGCCUGCUAUGGUUCCUGGAGGCCUGCCAGCAUCUAACCGUACAACACUGGCAUUCUUUGCAGGCGGUCAGUUUCAUGGCAAGAUAAGACCAUUACUUUUCCAACAUUGGAAAGAAAAAGAUGAAGACAUACUUGUGUACAAUAGAGUGCCUAACAAUGUUUCGUAUCAUGAAAUGAUGCAAACAAGCCGGUUUUGCUUAUGUCCUAGUGGAUAUGAAGUGGCUAGCCCGCGAAUAGUGGAAGCAAUCUAUGCUGAGUGUGUGCCUGUGUUGAUCUCUCAGAACUAUGUGCUACCAUUUAGUGAUGUUCUUAACUGGGAUGCAUUUUCGGUUCGAGUGUCAGUGAGUGAAAUACCGAACUUGAAGAGAAUUUUGUUGGGAAUAUCAGAUGAUGAAUACACUAGGUUGCAGGAGAAUGUCAAGAGGGUGCAACGACACUUUUUGGUGAAUAAUCCAGCGAAAAGAUAUGAUAUUUAUCAUAUGAUUCUACACUCGUUAUGGUUAAGAAGACUAAACUUACAUAUUUAUGGUUGAUGAAUUGAUCUUGCCAUGAAUUCAAAUAUCAAGUUAUAGAUGUCCAAUGUAUCAGCAAGAACGUGUUAACGGGCUAGCGAUUGUGGUUGAGUAUUUAUAGGAAAGUUAUAGUGAUCCAUUAGUGGUCACCUGUCACAACUUUUGUAAUUUUGAAUUUUGAUGCAUCUUUAUAGAAAAUAUACAUCACAUGUAACAGAAAAUGUAUGAAUUGUAUCUGUUUGUGAUA
Helianthus annuus (common sunflower) is the source of this 1928-nucleotide messenger RNA. RefSeq names its product probable glycosyltransferase At3g07620. Bases 179 to 1702 code for a protein of 507 amino acids. Gene Ontology annotation, molecular function: glycosyltransferase activity. Lineage: Eukaryota; Viridiplantae; Streptophyta; Magnoliopsida; Asterales; Asteraceae. The record is from RefSeq and is a predicted model, not a curated record. The transcript has 4 exons.